This is a messenger RNA of Sinocyclocheilus rhinocerous, 1452 nucleotides long. Its product is annotated as zinc finger protein 260. The transcript is spliced from 5 exons. The coding region runs from base 193 to 1248 and encodes 351 amino acids. Gene Ontology annotation, cellular component: nucleus. NCBI's taxonomy places the organism in Eukaryota, Metazoa, Chordata, Actinopteri, Cypriniformes, Cyprinidae. Gene Ontology annotation, biological process: regulation of gene expression. The record is from RefSeq and is a predicted model, not a curated record.
GUUACACGUACAAGAGAUAGUAGGAGAGGGAACCGUUGCUGAAAGAUGAAAACUGUAGAAAAAAUUUAUUUAAUAUUAUUACGUUAAAAUAUACAACUAGAUAAAGUAUAUAGAUAGCCGUUGAUUUUGUAUACCUGUAAAAAAAAAAAAAGUUUGUGACUUCCUUUCGAUAGUUUGUGGAAAUAUUGGGAGAUGGUGUCCACUCUCUCCUCUUUUCAGACUCAGUUAGCGUCCAUCAUGGAAACACUUGUGCAAACAGCUGUAUUAGAGAUAAGCAAACUCGUGGAUGUGGAGUGUGAAGUGUUGUUGUCGGAGGUCACCCGCAGCCGCAGUGAAAUCAGCGCACUGAGGAAGAGACUGAGGAUGAUGGAGGUCCAGUUGUGGACGAGCACUGGACAAACACUGACAGAGAGUCUCACAUGUGUUAAGAGUGAAUGUGACCAAGAGGAGAUGCACAAUCGUUUGAACAGGUGUAGAGGCCCAACAGGAGACAUCCCAACAGUAAUUCAGCAAGACCAAGCAAGUUCUCUUCUCUCUGACAGUCCACAGCAGAAGUGUGAGGUAAACCAGCCAAUUAGUAUGGUAAAGCAGGAGCAACAGGAAGUAGAUGUUUGGAUUGGUCAAGACAACAGUGAAGCACGAACCCAAUGUGGUGAAGCUGUGAGCCUGUCACCCAUCAAGGAUGCUCUCAAAACUGUUCCUUGUGUUGACAGAGGAAAUAGAGAAAACACAACCGAAAGAGUCCCAUCUAAAGCAGAAUCACCAAAAGUCUCACCUGGAACAAUCACAGUGAACCAGACUGUGGCAAACGGUGAUCCAAACACUUCUUUCAGUCACACACAGAGUUUGAGUGCAUCACACUCCGCAAGAACAUCCAGUGCCAACACUAUUUCAGGGGAUAAGCGUUUUGUUUGCUCCUACUGUUCGAAGAGGUUCAGGUGCUUUAGUCAACUUACGAUACAUCAGCGGAGUCACACAGGUGAGAAGCCAUACAGGUGCACGCUCUGUGGAAAGAGGUACUUUCAGAAAGGACACCUGUACACCCAUCAGCGCACCCAUACUGGAGAGAAGCCAUAUCGAUGUUCGCUCUGUGGAAAAGGCUUUAUUCAGAAAUGCACUCUAGACAUGCAUCUGCGAAGUCACACGGGAGAAAAACCCUACACUUGCACAAAAUGUGGGAAAGGGUUCACGACCAAAUUCAAUCUUAACAAACACUUGUCUUGUCAGACUUGCAACAACAUUAGUUAAUGGCAAUGAGCUUGAGUAAAUGUGCUGAUAUCAGUUUCAAACUGUUGAUUUGCACUCCACAGAGAUCAUUUAAAAAAAAUGUACAGUUUGAUAAACAGUUUGAUUCAUGUGGCAUCAGAUCAGCAUUAAAUACAAAGUCAUGUCUGAAAACAGUGAAACUUGUUCUAUCUAUUUAUUUAUUUAUAUUUAUUGAUUGCAUUAAAC